CUCCACUUGUCAUCGGCCCGGUUAAACAGCGUAGCGUAACUGAAAAAAGAUCGCAUCGUCCACGUCGCGGUGUGUGAUUACGCGGGAUCCAGCGCUCCACCCCCUCAUUGUCCUUCCUUCCUUCCUUCCUUGCUUUCUUGGAACGCGGCUUGCAAUCCCCUGUACCGUUGGACGAUGUAACCUGACACAUAUAUCGCCGACAAUUCGGAUCAUAGAGUUUGUACCGCGCUCAUAUAUUGCCGCCACGUCGCGCGGUGCUCAUUUUUCACGGACUGUCGAUCCUCCUGGUAACUGAAGCGUGCCCUGGCCGGCCACAGCCCCUCCGACAGAUCGUUGCCGAGGAAUCAAGAGCGCAUCAGUUAGCUCGCGGUCGCGGUUGCUCGCUGUUGCACUCCGUCACCUGCCAACGAUAAUUUGCAUUUCCAAAAACAAUUCGGAAUAAUGGAUGAUUAAGGAGAAGAGUGAUGGUGUGGCCGGUCAACGACGGUCGUGAUCAAGAAGAUCGUGCAACCGGAGGUAUUUUUGAACGUUUCGAGGAUGUGAAUUGAGAGGCGGCGUGUUUGUAAAUCGUGGAGGACGUGGAAUGAACUCGGGACGAUGAAAUCGAGAGUGAAUCUAGUCGCGAUUCUGUUGACUUUGGGCUGCGUGGCGCGCGUAUUGGAAGGAUUGAAGAGUGACGAGAAGCAUGCGAGUCAGAAGGAGUAUCCACUUGGGAGGAAGAUCGUGAAGGAGGUUCAUAACAAAGUCGCGUCAUCUCAAAGCGCGGCUCUUCUGCGGGUAGAAGAUAAAACUAAAAUUGUGAAGAGCAAGAAUACCGGUUUCGGUUUGUCGAAAGAUUACUCUCGUGAAUCAGACCGUCCUCGCCGAAAGAAGCGAAAGAUGGACCGCACGAUGAUGGCGUUGCUGAUGGCGUACAAAUUGAAAUUCGUCGCUCUGAUUCCAACGCUGGUCGGAGGGCUGAUCUUGUUAAAAGCUACCGCGCUACUCGCAGGCUUCUUCUUCGCGCUGUUCGCCGCGGUUCUCGGUCUGAAAGUGAAGUGAACGAACCUAUCUCACAGCGUGAUUUAUUACAAAAGUGUGGGCCGAUAUAAUACUGAUUUCGGUAAAACUGAUCGCCGACUGUCGCGGCUGUUUCGAGGUUAUGAUCACGUGGAUGCGCCGCACGCGCAUGCGCAAUGUACAACUGUGCGGCGACCCACGUGAUCUUAGAUCGAAGAUUUAGGCGUAAGAAUUGUAACAUAUCAUAUAUGUAUCUCGUUAUCUGGUGUAGUUGAAGAAUAAGCGUUGGAAAUGAUUUAAAAAAAGAACCGUUGUGUCUUCCUUAUUCACGUCGAUUAUUCGCGUCUCUUUAUUCGAUCUCAGGCUCGAUCCAUCCAUGGAGGAGUCUGUUACAAAA
This is a messenger RNA of Apis florea (little honeybee), 1396 nucleotides long. RefSeq lists its product as uncharacterized. The record is from RefSeq and is a predicted model, not a curated record. NCBI's taxonomy places the organism in Eukaryota, Metazoa, Arthropoda, Insecta, Hymenoptera, Apidae.